This is a messenger RNA of Scatophagus argus, 1868 nucleotides long. Its product is annotated as ETS1-related protein. Lineage: Eukaryota; Metazoa; Chordata; Actinopteri; Scatophagidae. Gene Ontology annotation, cellular component: nucleus. The transcript is spliced from 8 exons. The record is from RefSeq and is a predicted model, not a curated record. Bases 200 to 1279 code for a protein of 359 amino acids. Gene Ontology annotation, molecular function: sequence-specific DNA binding; DNA-binding transcription factor activity, RNA polymerase II-specific. Gene Ontology annotation, biological process: regulation of transcription by RNA polymerase II; cell differentiation.
GAUCCGGGAAAUAAAGCGCGACGCCUAAAGAGAGGAGGAAAGAAAGGGAUGUACUGGGACACUGUCGUCAGACCUGCAGACAGAAACACAGACAGCAAAGGCUCCAAAGUAAAGUGCUCCUUGUUGCCUCCGUCUGUAUUGAUCAACGAUCAGAACUGCGGUGACGGUGAAAGUCGUAAUCACAAGUCUUUCAACACAGAUGGAGGUUUGCCAGACUGGAUAUUACACAGAGGACUUCAGGACACAGGAAGUGCCAGCUGGCUUUGACUUUGCAUCUUAUGACUACCCUGGUGAAGACCUGUCUUUUCUGUUAGACAGCAAAGCACCCGGACAGCAGCAGUUUGUCGCGGAAAGCAGCUACCCAGAGCCACCGAAAGCUUCUCACCCGUACGACACUAAAGCCUCAGUGAGCGCCGGUGACGCUGGCCUCUUCAACCUGGACUCAUACCAGGAGUUCAACUGGUGGACCUCGUAUCCACAUGAUGGGCUGACAGUAGAGCAGCCGCAGACUGGAUACCAGGAGUCUACCUACCAGGGCCUGGUCCCCCAGAAUGGGCAGUUCAGCCCGGCCGUGGAGGGCAGCCACAGCCCUUUUUUAACCGCAAAAGGAGCAAAUACACUACAAAGUGAGACGGGUCAGAGCUACUCGUGUCACUCGGCCGAGCUGUACGACGCCGACGGGCAGAGGCAGCCGUCGUCCUUCUGGCCUGAAUACUCCUCUCCCAGCUUCACCCUACCACACCCGCCUGCGGCUUCCUGCCCCUCAAACCACGUCCCUCAGUCCUCAGAUCAGUACUGCCCCCGCGUGGUCAAACGUAAAAACGCACACCCCCAGAGGCCGGACAGGGAGAGCCAGAUGACAGGAAUGUCAGCUUAUCCAGGUUCUGGUCCGAUCCAGUUGUGGCAGUUUUUACUGGAGUUACUUCUGGACUCUGCCUGCCGAACUUUCAUCUCCUGGACGGGAGACGGCUGGGAGUUUAAGAUGUCCGACCCCACAGAGGUGGCCAAGCGCUGGGGCCAAUGCAAGAACAAACCCAAGAUGAACUACGAGAAGCUGAGCCGUGGCCUGCGUUACUACUACCACAAAAACAUCAUCCACAAGACGGCGGGCAAGCGCUACGUCUACCGUUUCGUCUGUGACGUGCAGGGCAUGCUGGGAAAGACAGCGCAGGAGGUCCUGAGCAGUCUGAACGUUUUGCCCGCUAACGCAGAGUCGUGGCAGUGCCCCGGAGUACCGCAGACACCAGAGCACAGCAGUGAAACAUGGGCGUCACAGUAGGCAACGGGUGCCAGGACUCUGGAUGGCGCUGGCUGAGAGAGAGCGACCGGCACAUUUCAGCUGAGUGAACGCUGCCUCCUCCAGCCCUGGCUGAGCUGCGGUGUGUUCACGGGGCUUCGAGCAGACGAGGUGCCAGUUUCUCAGUGCUGCUUUUCAGGAGAACAAACGAAAAUAACAAAAAAACUGAUAAAUUUGACAUGCAGUCAGUCUUUUUUUAAAUAAUAGAUCAUAAAGAAUAAAGGUCUGCCUUGGAAACAUGUAGUUCCUUAACCUCAGAGCUGAGCGCAGCACAGGAACCAGUCAGGAGCGUUUUAAGCACUAAAUACAGAUACUUUUUGUCCUGUCUACGGUCAUAUUUUCAUGUGAUGUGUAUCUAAGAAGAAACUGAUUUGUAAAUAGUGUUUAUAUGGUUGCUAUGUGGAGUUUUGUGCAUUUUUAUAUAUACAUUAUAUAUAAAACUCAUGUCUACCUCUGUUGUUAAUCAAAAUAACAUGAACUGAGAUCAUUUCCAGGCUCUCGGCUGUGAAAGUCUGAGUCUGGGUGAUCAUUGUUUUGUGUAAAUAAACUGUAUAUUAUUAGUAUAGAUUUG